CCGCCCCCCUUUCCGCAGGUGCAACUCGGCAGCAGUCUAGUCGCGAAGAUUGUGCUUGCAUUGACCAGAAUUUCGACAUCCACAAUGGCAACAGAGAAGGUGGAAACUGCUCCAGAAGCUGCCCCAGCCGCCCCCAAAAAGGCUGCAGCUAAACCGGCGGCUGUUGAAGGAGCCAAGAAGAAGAAAAAGAACAAGGGUGGCAAGAAGGGGCAGCCUGGCAAAUACAGCCAGUUGGUUAUCGACGCCGUCCGCACACUCGGUGAGAAAAAUGGCUCGUCCUUGGUCAAAAUCUACAAGGAAGCCAAGAAAACCGAUUGGUUCGACCAGCAGAACGGGAGGAUGUAUCUGAGGUAUUCGGUGCGAGCACUGCUGCUGAAUGACACGCUAAUUCAAGUCAAGGGGACGGGGGCGAACGGCUCGUUCAAACUCAACAAAAAGAAGUUCGAGAAGAAGGCUGCUGCUGCUAAAAAGAAGACCGUCGCCAAACCCGCCAAGGCAGCUAAACCAGCAGCCAAGAAGACGGCAAAGCCUGCGAAGAAGACUGCGAAGCCUGCGAAAAAAGCCAGCGCAAAAGUGACGCCCAAGAAAAAAGUCGCCAAAAAACCUGCCGCCAAGAAACCAGCCGCCGCCAAGAAGCCCGCAGCAGCGAAGACUGCACCCAAGGCAAAGAAAGCGCCGGCGAAGAAGGCAACGGCAAAGAAGACAAAGAAGUGAACCCGAGGAGGGUGAAAUGAACUGAUGUGUAUAUAUAGGUUUACUUGUUCUUGCUAUUAUUGUUUUUGUAAAUAUAUUUUUGUAAAAAAAAAAAGAGAGAGAGAGAAAAUCCGGUUUUCGUUGUUGGACAUUACGUCGCGCGAGUAUUGAUUCCAGAUGGCCUUAAUAUUCUCAUGAUAAAGAAAAGUGUCUUGUAUACCGGUAGCUUUCGUCCUUUUGUUUUUUUAAGUGACUGUGUUACGCGAUAAACGAUCUGUACCCCCUCUUUAUUUUCGUUAAACAGUGCCAUUUGGUAUAUGAACAACUCGAAUUGUGAAUAAAUUCGACAACUUUCUA
Engraulis encrasicolus (European anchovy) is the source of this 1050-nucleotide messenger RNA. It is a transcript of the gene h1-10, whose product is annotated as histone H1.10. Gene Ontology annotation, molecular function: structural constituent of chromatin; DNA binding. Gene Ontology annotation, cellular component: nucleosome. Lineage: Eukaryota; Metazoa; Chordata; Actinopteri; Clupeiformes; Engraulidae. The coding region runs from base 85 to 714 and encodes 209 amino acids. The transcript has a single exon. Gene Ontology annotation, biological process: nucleosome assembly. The record is from RefSeq and is a predicted model, not a curated record.